Molecule: messenger RNA, 2511 nt
Organism: Quercus lobata
Lineage: Eukaryota; Viridiplantae; Streptophyta; Magnoliopsida; Fagales; Fagaceae
Product: probable amino acid permease 7
Exons: 8
Coding region: 995-2371 (458 amino acids)
Source: RefSeq, a predicted model, not a curated record
AUAAGAUAAUAAGAGGCACUUGUGGUGUAUAUGUAAACAAGCAGAUACCUGUUCCAUGUCUGCAAGUACAAGGGGGUGUCAUAUUGCUUGAACUUAUUAGUUUCGGUAAUUUCGCAACUUGCACUUUCUUUGUGGCUUAGUAAAACCAGAAGAUGCAAAGGAUGCAUGGCUCUUGUUGUAUUAGGACACUGGACACCCACUUCAUUCUGGGUAAUUGAAGUGAAAAAGCUGACUCAUGUUAAAGUUUUCAGCUCAGAAGCAUUACCCGUCGGUAAUAUUGUGCAAAGGAUGAUAGGACUAUAAAAAGGCUGCAGCUGACACAUGACUGUGGGUCUCCCCUGUUCCUUUCACCUUUUUCUAGUUAGAUUUUGAGAUUCUUGAAAGCAAGUCCAAAGUUUCUCAACUUGCAAAUGAUGUGAAAGGUCAUCUUAGUUGUAUUGAGAAAACAAACAUAGCAACAAGAGUAAAAAAACAGGAUGAAUCAUCCUUUGAGAAAUGGUCUCAUGUUUGAAUCAGUAUCAGUUAAAGAGGCUGAGGCUGUGUAUCAAACUUUCUAUGAGAAAAGGGAUACUACCUGUUUUUUUCUGGACAUUAGCUAUUGGAGUAUUGUCCAUUGCAAAGGGAAAAAAAUUAUGCUUGAUUUCAAUCUCUAACUUUGUUGAGUAAUGCUCAGGACACAACUUUGUGCCACAACUUGCCACGUGGUGAGUUGUGGCACAAAGUUGUGUCCUGAGCAUUACUCUACUUUGUUAGAUUAGAAGACUAUCCACUCACCCACUUAUUGCUACUAUUUGAUUCUAAAUAAAGUAGGGAGAAAGUAAUAAAGAGGGAAGGUGAAAAUUCCAUGAUGAACAUGACAGUCAAUUUCUCCAAUAUUGUUUAUGUUCUAAAUGAUACAAUAUAUCCUCAUGAUGCUGAGAAAUAUCCUUGCAAAAGCCUUGUAAGCUGUAAGCCUUGUAUCAAACUUCUUGGCCUUCUUUUGAGUUGAAUAAACAUGGCUGUCCAACACUCUUUUGAAGUAGCUAAUGGUUCCUAUGAUGACGAUGGACAUCCGAGAAGAACUGGAACCUUGUGGAGUUGCGUAGCUCAUAUCAUUACUGCUGUUAUUGGCUCUGGAGUUUUGUCUCUGGCAUGGAGUACUUCACAGUUAGGAUGGAUAGCAGGGCCAGUUACCUUGCUUUGUUUUGCAAUCGUCACCUAUGUUUCUGUAUACCUCAUUUCCGAUUGUUACAGGUGUCCUGACUCCGUAACCGGGACACGAAACUACUGUUACAUGGAUGCUGUUAGAGUGAAUCUUGGAAGAAAACACACGUGGUUUUGUGGUUUGCUUCAAUAUUUGAGCUUGUAUGGGACCUGUAUUGCUUAUGUAUUUACUACCGCUUCCAGUAUGAGGGCAAUUCAAAGAUCAAACUGUUAUCACAAAGAAGGUCACCAAGCUGCAUGUGAUUAUGGGGAUACUUUUUAUAUGCUGCUCUUUGGACUCGUUCAGAUCGUUGUGUCACAGAUUCCAGAUUUCCAUAACAUGGAAUGGCUUUCAGUUGUUGCUGCACUGAUGUCAUUUACAUACUCUUUUAUAGGAUUCUCACUUGGCGUUGCAAAAGUCAUAGAAAAUGGGAAGAUUAUGGGGAGCAUUACAGGAGUCCCAGCUUCUAGUCUUGCUAAUAAAUUAUGGUUAGUCUUCCAAGCACUUGGGGACAUUGCUUUUGCCUAUCCAUACUCAAUUAUUGUUCUUGAGAUCCAGGACACUUUGAAGUCCCCUCCUCCAGAAAACAAGACCAUGAAGAGGGCCUCAAAGGUUGCCAUCUUUGUCACAACCUUUUUCUAUCUCUGCUGUGGAUGCUUUGGAUAUGCAGCCUUUGGAAAUGAUACACCAGGAAAUCUAUUGACAGGAUUUGGUUUCUAUGAACCUUAUUGGCUCAUUGAUUUUGCCAAUGCUUGCAUUGUUCUUCAUUUGGUAGGAGGAUAUCAGAUUUUUAGUCAGCCAAUAUUUGCAUUUGCUGAAGGAUGGUUUGCCAAGAAAUUCCCAAACAGUGGCUUUGUAAUUAAUUUCUACACCUUCAAACUCCCACUGUUGCCUGGUUUUCAGUUGAAUCUUCUCAGGCUAUGUUUCCGAACUGCAUACGUUAUAUCGACCACAGGAAUUGCAAUGCUCUUCCCGUACUUCAAUUCAGUCUUGGGACUGUUAGGGGCCUUGAAUUUUUGGCCUCUGACUAUAUACUUCCCUGUGGAAAUGUACUUUGUACAAAAGAAAAUAGGGGCUUGGACUAGAAAAUGGAUUGUACUUAGGACAUUCAGCUUUGUUUGCUUUCUUGUGACAGUUGUAGGUUUUAUUGGGUCACUUGAAGGACUUAUAAGUGCCAAACUGAGCUGAGGCAUUACUGUAUUUUUUUUUUUUUUUUAAGAAGAAGCAUUACUGUAAUUCUAAAUGAAUGGGGAAAAGAAAUAAUGUCCUCUACUUUUCAUGACCAUAAAUAUAAUCCAAAGUUUCAGGUUGCUAUGAUUUCACUUUAA